Messenger RNA from Etheostoma cragini (Arkansas darter), 1836 nucleotides. RefSeq names its product dual specificity phosphatase 12 (gene dusp12). Lineage: Eukaryota; Metazoa; Chordata; Actinopteri; Perciformes; Percidae. Gene Ontology annotation, cellular component: nucleus. The coding region runs from base 215 to 1108 and encodes 297 amino acids. Gene Ontology annotation, biological process: protein dephosphorylation. The record is from RefSeq and is a predicted model, not a curated record. Gene Ontology annotation, molecular function: protein tyrosine/serine/threonine phosphatase activity. The transcript has 8 exons.
GAUGUUUCAGCCCGACCGUGUCAAAGACGAACCAAACACCUCAGUGCACAGAGAGUUAGUGCGCGUUGUGUUUUGUAUCAACUCGGCUACCUGGGAUGUUGUUGUCACUUGUCCUUUACUCACUACACCACAGGUAGCCCACGUUAAACCGAGCGAAACGACAGUUUCACCGGAAGAGCUAAAACUACCGCGAGGCUGAGCUCAGCUGUCAGUCAUGCUGCUGGUGGACCCCGGUCUGUACAUCGGCACUGCGGCUGACCUCAAUGACAGCCAGGCCCUGACCGAUGCAGUUAUCACUCACAUCCUGUCUGUGGACUCGGUGGACCCCGCCCCCAUGGUUCCUGCGGGUGGGAACUUCCGCAGGAAGUGGAUCAAUGUUCUGGAUGCGGUGACCUCUGACCUUCUGAGUCACAUGGACGACUGCUUCCUGUUCAUUCGCGAGGCUGUGGAUGGAGGCAGGGCUGCACUUGUUCACUGCCAGGCUGGACGGAGUCGCAGUGCCACCAUCGUAACUGCUUAUCUGAUGAAGAGAUACCAGUUGGGCUUCACUGAGGCUUACCACAGACUGAAGACUGUCAAACAGGACGUACAGGUCAACAGUGGUUUUGAGGAGCAGUUGAGUCUGUACGAGUCCCUGCAGUGUGAAGUGGACACCUCCAGUCCUCUGUACAAACAGUACAGACUGACCAAGAUCACAGAGAAGUACCCUGAGUUGCAGCACAUUCCCAGGGAGCUGUUUGCUGCUGACCCUGCCCACUCCAGCUCCUCUGAAGUGUCCUAUCGUUGCAGGAAGUGCAGACGAGCUCUGUUCCGUGGCUCCAGUAUUCUCAGUCACCCAGUAGGAGAAGGAGCACCGGCCUUUGGUCACAAGAAGUCCAGUAAACUCCCCAGAGACGUCCAGUGUACAUCUUACUUCAUUGAACCAGUGCAGUGGAUGGAACAAGCGUUACUUGGAGUUAUGGAUGGACAGCUGCUGUGUCCUAAGUGUAGCUCCAAGCUGGGCUCAUUCAGCUGGUGUGGUGAUCAGUGUUCAUGUGGUCGAUGGGUCACUCCUGCCUUCCAGCUGCACCGCAACAGAGUGGACGAGAUCCGACAACUCAACAAAUAACACACACUCAAAAAUGAAUUCUGUCUCUACAGGCAGAAAAAGAGAUGGCAGACAGCUCAUCAACACGCAGUCAAGAAGAAUUGUAUGACUGAUAUUUUUUUUAAAUGUAACACUCAUCUUGCACCAGUUAAUAAAGGCAUUUUGUACAGUGAGUGAUAAGAAGACAAAGAAAAAAUCAAGGAAAGAUGUGGGUGACCGUGUAAUUAAACCGGCUUGCACAGACUCUUUCUCUUGUUGUUACUUCAUAACACGUUUGAAAAAAAAAAACUGUUUGCAAACUUCAACAUUUUAAGUUUACCAGAAAAUGGUGCGGAUCAUUUAUUUAAUUAAUCAGAAUUUUCAUCUUCAUCUGCUUAUCCGGAUUUUUAUAAAUCAAUUGCUUAAAGUGGCUUUAAUAAAUAUUUUUAUACUAAUGUGAUAACAAUGACAAUGUGAAAGGGGUUGCUGUUAGUGAUAAACCUACAGAGAAUAAUCACCUGAAUCUGCAGCUCCCCUCGCCUUCACAGAGCUUUAGAGCGAGUUUCAGCUCAUUGUUUUUUUACUGUUCUGGUUCACGCUCACAGCUCUGUGUCGUUUUCUGGACGCACAAGGCAGCAUUUUCCAGAGAAAAGCUCUAAAAGUGAAUGUGACUGUUGUGUUCAUAACUUGUCUCUGCUUCCCCCAAGUGGCCAAACAGUCAGUAAUAGCUAGUUUAAAGCUUGGUGACAAUCCAGUUAAAUCAAGGGUCA